CUGUAUGCACAAAAAAGAUCCAUCAUUCCAAAUUGCCAUGGUGGAGCAAUCAUAACUUCAGCAUUUCCGUGCAACUUGUAAUGCAUUGCAACACUUGAGACUGCAAUGCCGAGUGCAACACCCAGUGCCCUAAGCUGUGCUUGUGCCUACCACUAAGACCUUGGCUUUUGGUCUCGUAAAUGUGGUGCAAGUAGGGUUGCUGUGCUCGCAUCUGCGUGUGCACAGCAACCUCUACCAGGUGCAUGUGCAACAUGGUAUGUGAUAUGAGUGUGUGAACAGUGGUGAACACCUCGGUCUGCAGCAUACCUAAAGUACGAUCACGACUGCGCGUGCGUGGAAUACCGGAACUGCUAUGGUUGCGUGUUCGCGUUCUUCUGAUGGCAAGAAAUGAACGGUUAAAUAGCGCAUUCGGCGGCGGCCACGCGUUGAUGAUGAACCUCUAUCGUGGCUAGAAUCGGGCGGUAGUCGGUAGCUAAAGAAACUUUUUUUGAAAAUGAGAAACGCAAAUUAAAAUGCACCGAAUGUUGCAUCCGAAACUGUCCUCUUCCACUUCCCACACUGCGCUGUGAUUGGUGAAUAAUAAUCGACUACGUAAACAAGAAUGGACAAGACAACAUUCAGAAUUAUUGAAACCUCUUGCGGGCUGUGCUGGCCGUCGCGCAAUCCGGUGCAGUGCACAUCAUUGGUUUCGGCUGAAGUGAAGGUUGGAACUCGCUCUGCUCCUCAUUAUUUCUACGGCGAUAGAAGUGCCGUCUGAAGCAUUAUUUUCUGCAUUUCGGUACAUAAACUUCGGUUUCCUUCCGAGUAGCCAGUCCGCUGCCGUGGGUAUGUGGCAUCAUAUAGUUGGGGAAAAUGUGGACGAAGAAGAAGGAGGCAGGAAGAGGUAUGGUUCCCAGGCGCAUCUGGGCCGGUUAGUCAGCUCGCUCAAUGACAUACUAAGAGGGCCCACAUAAUACCUAUAAACAUUUGGAGGGCCCGUCACGCACAUGCUGCGGCUGUUGUGGUCGCGAUGAGCCCCCUUGAUUCUGCAUAACCGGUGCGAUAACUCGUCGCCUACCUCGCGCUUGCCGGCGAUGGCAUCGACGGCGCAGACGCGCAAGAGGCGCGACGGCGACUCUUCGUCGACACCGUCCAGCAGCAGCAGCACUUCGGACAGCACGUCUACGACCAUGUUCGACGUGACCAAGGCUGCAUUCACGAUGACAACGACUUCGGAAGAGGACGAAAGCAGCCGUCAGGUUGUCCAAGGAUCCAGCUCUGAAAUUCAGGUGAACGUGCAGCAGGACCCUGCGGCUAUGGGUGUCACCUCCCAGUCACUUCCAGGACCAUCGGCAUUCAAUGUGUUUUUGCCCAUGGGGCGUUCUGUGCCAGUUAUGUUCACUGACCAGGGAAUUUGUAUUCCUGGCUACAAUGCUCCCGUGGCUGCAGUGGAAACUGAAGAGGAGGUAACCACUUCCACAACCACUACAGAGCAGCAGCAGCAACAAGCGCAAGGUGCUCCUGUAGCUGGCAUUUUCCAGUUACUUCCUGCUGGGUCCUACUUGCCUACGUUUGUAAACAUGGAACAGCUAGAAGAUGAAGAAAAAGAGUGUGAUGAGGACGAGAAGCCAACGGAAGAAUAUGAUGAGGUGCCCGAAGAAGAAGGACCACCAGUUGGCAUUGUCGAGGCUACUGUUCACGAGCGAGAAAUGUUUGUUCAAAUGCAGGGGCCGCUGCAGGGAGAGACAGCAGGCACAAUAGGUUGGCCACAACUGGCACCACCGCUGACCUUUCCAUCCCUACUGAUGCCACCGCCAAUGUCCCCACCGAUGUCACCACCUGCGCCACAAACAGGGCCGCCACCAAUGUAUGCCAGUAUGCAAGCAGCUCAGAGCUACAUACCGCAGCAGUACGGCAUGCUUCCACCCUUUGGAUGGCAAGCACAGAUGAUGCAGAGUCAAGACUUAGCUCAGGCUUAUGGGCAGUCGUUUGGCAUGGCGCCACAGUGGCCAGCAUAUCAGCCAUUUUGGCCAGGAAUGCCGUGGCAGUUGGGGCAGUCGCAGUGGUUGCAGAGCCAAUACAUGCAAGAGGGUUCCCAAAUGGUUCAGCAGCAGCAGCAACAGCAGCCCCCGCGGGAGCCCCAACAGGAGCUUAUUACAGACCAGCUGCAGCAAGAUAUUCUUUUGUCACGCAAGAGAGGUCAAUCACCGAUACAUUUCUCAGGGAGGGUUCGCAGUAUGUCAUUACCUGGCCGAAUAUCUGAGCAGGUGCUCCCUUCACAGACAACAUCUCUGACAGAAGUAGAGGUACAAGCGCAUCUUGGUCCACUCCCUUGCACAGUUCACCGAGUUCUGUCGACACAGACCUCGCUGCAACAUAUUCAACGAGGAUCUAGAUGUGUAAGCACAGAAUCAGUGACGUAUGUGGAUACUACUGAAAAGCUGCCUGGAAAGGAGGGCAGAGUUGAGGUCUCCCAAGUGAUACAUGUGUCAUCUGGCCAGCUGACUACAGACACUACACAUAUUACACAGGCAACAUUGAGAACAGAGACCUGUCCGACAAUACAAGAGCUUCAAAGUAAAAAGGUACUGCUUGGACAUCAUGCAGCUGAUGUGCAUGCGGACGCUCCCUGUGUGACAUAUGGAACACAAACUGUUCAAAAGUCUAUGGGACCAGCUGAUGUUGCAUUUGGCCAGCAAACUUCUGAGCAGCCUUGCCAGUUUUCCAGUGCACCACCAACUGAAGUUUGCAGGUGAAACACGCAGUGUGACACGUCAGUAUCAUAUUGGUCAAAUGCCUCUUGAUGCCUCACAUGCUAGAGUAGAAGUACAAGUUGUGGAAGAAGCCUCUGAAGUUGAUAGUAAAGCACGUGGAGUACAAGCAACUCAAGUAUGUGACCAACCACCAUGUGCGAUGGCUAGAGCAAGAGUUAUCCAAGGACAUGCAGAAGCACGGCCGCCAGCUGUUGGUAUACAAGUUGUUCAGCAGCCGAAUAUGCCACCGCAUGUAGCAGUUGAAGUGCAAGCCGGUGGAGGAGCAGUUGAGCCAAGUCAUGUAGUGUCUAGAAUGCACACUAUGCUGAAACCAGAGGAACUGGCACCUUCUGUGGCCUUUGCAGUGCAGACAACUAAGCACUCUGAGACUUCUACAGUAAAUAAAUUAACAGCUCUCAAAAAGAUCGUUUCAGAACCCCAUGCUACUCUGGCAGUGCAAACUACAAACAUUUCCUCACAAGAGGAGUGUAGAGGGCAAAGGCUUGAACCACAUCGUGUGUCUCGGGGAGCUCAGGUAACCUCUGUAAUUAGUGCUGCUGGAACUUCCUGUGCAGAUGGAAUGACGCAGAUUUCAACAAGCCCACUGCAGGUGUUUGUUUCUGGGGUGCCAUACCAACAGACAGGAAAUCAAGCAGUUCAAACAUUGUCCUUUGAAUCUGUGACUGCAGUAUCUGGCCAUGCCAUGCAGACAAUUUCAGUCGGGCAACACACUGAAGGGAUUCAGACUGACAUGCUCACCCAUUCAACUUCUGUUCCUCCACUAAUUGUUGGCUUGAAUCCUCAGCAGCAACGAGAUUUCAGUGCACAGCAUGGGGGUGUUUUCCUGCCUUCUCAAGAUUCGCUAGUGGUGCCUGAAAGACCACGUUGUGAUAUUGAGGUACAGUGCAACUAUGAGCCCUUUGUCAACACUACAACAAGCAUUGCCGCAGUGAAGGUAGAGCAGAAGUAUGAGCCUUUUGAUGGAUGUCAAGAAGCCUUUGUUCAGUGCAAUUAUGAACCCUUUGAUGGAGUAGCUAAAGGUAUUAUUUCAACUCCUCCAAGACCUUUGCAUGAUAUUGAAGUGCAAUUUGGGCAUGACCCUGUUAAAGACUUCACAAAGGACAUUCAAUCUCAUUCUGAGCGGCCAGUACAUGACUUUGGCACACAAUGUGUAUACGAACCUGACAGAGUGAUGACAAGGACCGUUUUCAGAGCUGAAAGACGGCCUAUGCACGAUUUUGAGCAGCAGCAUAAUUAUGGUCAGGUGGACUGGCCUGCAAGAGAUGUUUACACAGCUCAGGAGAGGCCAGUGCAAGACAUUGAGCAGCAACAUGUUUAUGAUCAGAAAAACUGGAGCGCAAAAGGCACCUAUGCUGUCCAAAGCACAGGCAAUGCAAGACUUUGGAGUGCAGCAUGAUGUUCCCGUCACUAUGUCCCCACCACCCACAGCAGCGCAAGUCUUAUAUGGAAUGGUAGGCAUGGGUGUCGGCGACAGUAGGCCACAGAGUGUUGUUGAAAGCCAUCGCAGAUUUCCUCAGAGACCUGUGUCCCGCGUCCGCUCAAGGCCGUCAAUGAGCAGCUGUGCAUCGUCUGUUUUUAUGUUUGGCAAUUUAGAGCUUCCUUGCAUGACAAAUGCUGGCACCCAAGCUGGCGAGAUGGGUCGCCACCGUCUGUCACCAACAUUUGCUGUCUCAGCUCCAAGAGCGGAGACAGCUUCGUACCCAUGCAUUGCUGUCUGCUCAAGGAACACUGUGAAUCAUUCCUGCACCCUGAACAUAAGCAGCUAUCCAGGGCGCCUUUCUCAAACUGCUCAGACAAGGGACGCAAUCUUUCAGACAGAGGAACCAGUUGCAGUCAGGGCUCCUACCGUAGAUGCAAGAUCCCGGUCGCUCUCUAGGGAACCUGCUAUAAGAACACCACUUAGAGAGGCAGCUGUGCAAACUUUUGCGGAGCCUCCAGCACCACGUACCACAUCGCCACCCUCGUCACCUUCGUACCAUCCGGGCCCAUUUGGAAUGUCCCCGUUGAGCUCUUCACGAUGCACCUCACCUGCUCGAGAUGCAGGUCUCCAAACUGAGGGAUUUGCUGAUGUGCGUAAAAGUCUAGCUGGAGGGCCUUUCCAACAUGAUGAGCUUGUUGGGCAACUGGCGCAAGCUACUGGAAGUCUCGGACAUGACAUAAUGAUCCAGGCGGGUUCUCGGGUGCCAGCUGCUGGUCGUGCCUGGGGUCCCUCAAAAGCUCAGUACACCAGUGCAGGCAGCAGCGGCAGCAACUGUGACAGAAGUGUACCCGUGUGGCCAUUUGCCCCAAGUGUUGCAGAUGCGAGAGACACCUCCAAGCCCUCCCCCGCUUUCACCACCGCCUCACUCGCCACCUCCAUGCCCCUGUUUAGCAGGCCAUGGUUGGGCCCCAGUUGUGGUGGAACACAAAAUUGGCAUUGGUGGAAACUUGGUGGCACCGCACCUGGCGCUGAGGAAGCAGCAAGGCCUGACUCCCGGGCAGCCUGAUCUGGACGAAAAGGGCACUUCCGAGGGGCCCUUUGCAGGGCCGGUGUGGGGCUCAGCUGAUGGCGAGCAAGAGUAUGGGGACCAGGGCAGUUCGCCGGUUGAACAGUCUUCGGGAGUAGGCGAGUACUCGGCAACUGGUGCAGUCCUUGGGGCUGCCGGUCUUGUGCCAGAUGCCUCGGGUGUCCCAGGCACGGUCAGGAGAUCAUCUAUUGAAACAACUAGCAAUGUGACAAGAUCGACAAAAGUGGCUGCCAUACUGCCUGAGGUUACCGUGGCCUGUUUUCUUCUGGCCUUACUAUUGGUACUGGUUGCAUCAGCUGCUCUUCUUUCUUGGACAACACGUCGACAUGCCCGUAUUGCUCUUGCAGGACAAACUACCAAAAAGGCUCUACAUCCCAGCAAUGCGACAUACAUCAUACCACCAUUCAGCAUUCUUCCACACGAUCGUCCUCUGCAAACCAUCGACUCGAGUCUGCAUGUGACGAUUACGACCGGCACUGGGAAUCACACCUCACAUGGACCUCCAUAUACUGGUUCAACAAUACCUGGCCCAGGUUCCUAUGAACUCUGCACCACUGAGUUUUGCACAAAAGAAGGCAAGUUACUUUUUUUUUUCUGAAUGCAAGUGCAUUGUAAUGUCCUUGUUUGUUAAAUGUCCUUGUCAAAGCACUGCUGUAGAUGUGUCCAAAGAAUAAUAAAUCAAUCAAUCAAUUAAUGACAUGUUAUCUUUAUAUAGGCAGGACCCCAGAACAACUUUCAAAGGUUGUGGCAAGGGUCCGUUUUUUUUAACAUCAGUGAAUACUAGUGAAUUACAAGGCAAAAAAUACAAACAUUACAAUAGCUUUGUUACAAAUACAUUCAAAACUUUUUUUGUUAAUAUCGUUAAUAUUGCAAGUAUAGGUAGAUGAUCGUGAACAAGUUGCUUAUAGAAAUAAAAUGAUGUGGAUGAUGUGAUGCUAUACGGUAAAGUAUUCCACAGUUUGGCAGCAAUAUAAGAAAGUGAAUAGUAUAAUCCAUAGUUAGUCCUUAUGUAGGGUAUGCCUAAUGACACAGUUGAGGUAGAACGUAGUGAAUAUGUGGGCUUUUGAUAGGUUAACAUUAUUGAUGGGGAUAGAUCAGCGUUGUGUAAAAUUUUGUAAGCAAGUAGUAAAACACGAUAAUUGAUGCGAACUGUUAUGGGUUGUAUGUUUAGUAAUCCAUAUGCAUAUGAAACAAUCUGUUUUUUGUAUAAAAAGUAGAGCACGUAGUGCUGUGUUCUGUGUGCUACUUUAAGGGGUUUCAGUGUUGUCUCGUAGGUUAAUUUGUAAAUUGCUAUAGCGUAUGUAAUGUGUGAAUGUAUGAAAGAAUAAUUAAUGUUAACAAUAUCUUCAAUGGGAAAAUGUAACGUAACCUGUAGAGUAUAGGUGUUUUCCUGUAAAUCUUAAGCGUUGUUUCGUGAACGUGUGUGUGUCUUGAAAGCUGUGCAUCCAAGUGGACGCCGAGAAAUUUUGUAUUACGGACUCUUUCUAAUGGUGUGUCAUUCAUUACAAGCGAGUUAUUAGACCUAAAAUGAGUGUUUUUAGGGGCAAAGAUAACGUAGUUACUUUUAGCAGUGUUAGCGCGAAGUUUAUUAGCAUGAAGCCGGAUUGAUAACUCUUUUUAGGGCUGUUCUGGCUUUGUCAUAUAGUUCAUUUUCGUUUCUCGCGGUUAUAAGCAUGUUAGUAUCGUCUGCGUAAAGGAUACAUUCUUCACGUAUAACCGAUGGUAGAUCAUUUAUGUAAGGUAAAAACAAAAGUGGCCCUAGAAUUGAUCCUUGCGGAACACCGCUAUUCAUUGUACAUCGUGAUGAUGACACACCGUUUACAUGUACGUAUUGCUCUCUGUUAGUUAUAUAGUUAGACAAGAGCGUCAGCACCCUCCCGCGUACACCGUAGUGUUUUAAUUUGGUUAGCAAUAUCUCAUAAUUAAGCAUGUCGAACGCUUUCAUGAGGUCAACGAAAAUACCUAUUGUAAGUAAUUUAUUUUCUAUAUUUAAUUUUGUUUUUUCAACUAUAUUAAGUAGGGCAUGCUCUAUUGAUUUUCCCGUCCUGUAGCCGUAUUGCUCAGGUGUGUAUAAACUAUGUUUCUUGAAAAAAUUAUUUAGUCUCUGAUACAGUGCCCUUUUCAACAAUUUUGGCAAAUGCUGAAAGAAUGGCGAUUGGUCGGUAAUUCGAGAGUUUCAUCUUGCUAUCUUUUUUAAAGACCGGAAUUAUUUUAGCGACCAUUAAUUUCGAAGGAAACCAUCCAGUUUCAAAGAUAUCAUUGAUAACAUGUGUUAAGGGUUGAGCUAAAAGUGUAGAUAAGUUCUUUAUAAGUUCAACUGAGAUGCCGUCGUCACCUAUUGACUUCGUGUUUUUCAGUCCAAGAAUAAUUUUUAGAAUUUCAUCAUCAGUUGUAGGGUGCAGGAAAAAUUAAUUUAAAUUCUUCGCGCUAGGAAGGCAAGUACAUGUGUUGUUGCAAAAAAUUGUGUUGUUGGUAGUACCUAGAUUAGCAAAGUGAUCAUUAAAAGCAUUGCUUAUAGCGGUAUUACUAGUUAUAAAGGUAACUUCAUCAAUAAUUCCUGGUGCAUUGCUAUUUGUCUUUCUUUUAUUGAGAGCUUCAUCAAUAACUUUCCAUGUUGCCUUACUGUCAUUAUUUGCUUGCGUUAAUUUUGAAUUGAAGUAGUUAUGUUUUGAAAUUUCCAAAAGUUUAAUAAGGUGGUUGUUGUAACGCUGUAAAGCUUCGAGGUUAACGUUAUGCGGUUGUCACUUUAACAUUUUAUACAUGUUAUUCUUAUGAUUAAUGGAGCGCAAAAGGCCAGUAGUUAUCCAUUGUUUGUGUUUGUAAUUGUAAUAACUGUGAUAGUGGUCUCUCCAACCAUCAUGUGACGUCGCAUAAUGUUUAUAAAUGCAUUAUAU
Molecule: messenger RNA, 8154 nt
Organism: Dermacentor silvarum
Lineage: Eukaryota; Metazoa; Arthropoda; Arachnida; Ixodida; Ixodidae
Exons: 8
Coding region: 5052-5858 (268 amino acids)
Source: RefSeq, a predicted model, not a curated record